ACGAGUUUUAGUCCCAUUUGGGAAAUUCUCUCAAUAAUUUUUUCGAAAUUCCAAUACUUUACUGCUUCGUGACUGAAACAAUACGCAUAUCUUGGAAUCGAACACGAUUGCGAAGCCGUGUUUGAUUUUCCAUCUUUAUGUAACGUAUUAUUAUAUUCAUGGCUCAAUCAUCUGUCGCUAAUAGUAGUGGCAAGAAGAAGAAGCUUAUUCAUAUUGAUAUUAGUUCAGAUAGUGUAUGCCCAUGGUGCUUUGUUGGGAAAAGAAACCUGGACACAGCUAUUGCCUCGUCAAAGGACCACUAUGACUUUGAGAUUAAAUGGCAUCCGUAUUUACUUAAUCCUUCUGCACCUAAAAAAGGUGUAAGCAAGAAAGAAUUUUAUAAGCAGAAGUUUGGAACUCGAAGUGAACAACUUAGGUUGAGGAUGACUGAGGUCUUCAAAGGUCUUGGACUAGAAUAUGACAUGUCUGGACUAACGGGAAAUACUCUGGACAGUCACCGGCUCAUAUAUUUUGCAGGGCAACAGGGCCAAGAUAAGCAACACAAUCUUGUUGAUGAGCUUUUCAUUGGCUAUUUCACUCAGGGCAAGUAUAUUGGUGACAGGGAGUUUCUUGUAGAAGCUGCUAAGAAGGUUGGUAUUGAAGGAGCAGCGGAGUAUCUCGAGGAUCCGCACAAUGGUCUGAAGGAGGUCAAUGAAGAACUUAAGCAGUAUUCAGCCAACAUAAGUGGAGUCCCACACUUUGUGAUUAAUGGGAAACAGCAGCUAAGCGGUGGUCAAGCUCCAGAAACUUUCUUGAAGGCCUUUCAAGCAGCCUGAAUGCCUUCGGUGAAGUUAUUUGUUGUCCACAAUAUAUUUCUUGCUUCAUUUUCAUUAGAAUUUCGAAGUUGGCAUUCCCAUCAUUAUCUCACUGUACAUUGUUCAACCUAAUAAUAAUGCCAACAAAGUUAUGCAUUGUUGUGACUUGUGAUUAUGCAUGCAAUUAUUCACAAAAUCAUGGCACAACUCUGUAACUUAAUAUCAGGCCAGGUUUGGGUCAAAAUCAUUCAAUAAAGCAUGCAAUUGCAAGGCCCUUUUGGUAACCACUAUUUUAAUCAAAUCCAUAACUUUUGAUUUUGCG
Cuscuta europaea is the source of this 1116-nucleotide messenger RNA. The record is from the annotation of a GenBank genome assembly. Lineage: Eukaryota; Viridiplantae; Streptophyta; Magnoliopsida; Solanales; Convolvulaceae.